GCCCAAAGCACUGAUUAGUGUGAGGCUGGCUUAAAUUGCCUGGCACUGCAAUUUUGCCUCCUGUUGGAUUUUCUCUUUUCUGCUCCUAAAGUUGUGGGGCGUCUGUUAGUUUUCAGCAGAGAUUUCCUGAAUGGGCCAAGUUAUCGAGAAAGCAAUUAUUUCAGUGAUUUAAAGCAUGGCAUGUGCAGUGAGAUAAUCCCUUGACUGACGUUGUGUGUCUCCUCCUACUGUGCGUGUGUUUAUAUUGAACUAUGCCAAGCUGAAAAUACCAGCCAGCUUUCAUUAUUAUUGCACUCCUUGUAUUUGACAGCCUCAACUCAGUUUUGUCAAUACUAACACUUCAAGAGAAAGUCAAUCUGCAAAGAUUGGCUGGAGGAAACCUCUUGAACAUCUAGAAGGGCACAGAGUCACCCAAGAGCAAGAAGUCUAAGAUGCCACCACCAGCAUCAUCCCAGGAAUCUGGUCCCCCAGAUGGUGGUUGGGGCUGGGCAGUGGUCGUAGGAGCUUUUGUCGCGAUUGGAUUUUCUUAUGCAUUUCCCAAGGCCAUCACUGUGUUCUUUAAGGAGAUUCAGGAGAUCUUUGACACCUCGUACAGUCAGAUUGCAUGGAUCUCUUCGACAACAUUGGCUGUUAUGUACGCUGGAGGACCUUUGAGCAGCAUCUUAGUAAACAAGUAUGGAUCGCGUCCAGUGAUGAUGUUUGGAGGUUUGCUCUGCUCGAUUGGAAUGAUAGCUGCUUCAUUUUGCAACAGUAUCCUUGGACUCUUUAUGUGUGUAGGCUGCAUUGGAGGCCUAGGAUUGGCAUUCAACCUUCAACCAGCUUUAACUAUGAUUGGAAAGUACUUUUACAAGAAGCGUCCCAUUGCCAAUGGACUGGCUAUGGCUGGUAGCCCAGUGUUCCUGAGCACUUUGGCACCUCUGAAUCAGUACUUAAUUAACGUCUUUGGUUGGCGAGGCAGUUUCUUCAUCCUUGGAGCUAUCCUGUUGAACUGCUGUGUGGCAGGAUCCUUGAUGAGGCCGCUACAACCCAUAAAACCAACUGCUGUAAAAGAGGCACAGUUUUCUGCUCUCAAGAAGGAAGAGGGCAAGGAUUUGGAGGAUGGUCUGUUGCAGAAAAAGAAGAAGAAAUCAACUCUCUUUACUAUAAUUAAUAAUUAUCUAGACCUCACCCUCUUCAAACAUCGGGGAUUUCUGAUCUACUUGUCGGGAAAUGUCAUCAUGUUUUUUGGAUUCUUUGCUCCAAUAGUUUUUUUGGCUCCUUAUGCCAAGCACAUUGGCAUAGAUGAGUAUUCGGCAGCAUUCCUGCUUUCCAUUCUCGCUUUUGUAGAUAUGUUCGCAAGACCCAGCAUGGGCCUACUCGCAAACUCCAGAUGGGUGAGGCCGAAGAUCCAAUAUUUCUUCAGCUUUGCUGUUUUCUACAAUGGCUUCUGCCACGUCAUGUGCUCAUUGGCGAAUGACUUCACAGGCUUGGUUGUCUACACCAUCUUCUUUGGCUUUGCCUUUGGAAUGGUGAGCGCUGUUCUCUUCGAAACGCUGAUGGACUUAGUCGGUGCCAAGAGAUUCUCCAGUGCUGUGGGACUCGUCACCAUCGUAGAGUGUUGUCCGGUACUUCUGGGCCCACCACUGGCAGGAUGGCUGGUGGACAUAACCCAUGACUACAAGUACAUGUACCUAGUGUGUGGAAGCAUUGUGAUAAUAGCAAGCAUCUUCUUAUUCAUUGCGAACGCCAUCAACUAUCGGCUUUUGGAGAAAGAGAAGAAGAUGGAGGAGGAAAAGAGGAAGGCACCAAUCGAUGAUGCAGAACUCAAUGAUAUCUGUGAUAAUGGCACUGAUGAUAUUGAAAUUAAUCCUCAGAUGCUAUUGGGAAUGUCUUCUGAGAAGGAAACUAAUAUUUAAACACUACCCAAUGUUGACCUGAUUUUGCUCUUUGGAUGCACUUGGAUAUGAGUGUCAAAAUUUUCAUUUCACUUCAGAAGGUGGGCCUGUCCACAAGGGUAGGUAUUUUCAGCUGCAUAAGCACUUGCGUCCCUCAUUAAACCUGACGUCCCUACCUUUUGAGUCUCACACAUUACCCCAGCUUAAAGUUCUUUAGGGGGCAUCAAAGAUGAUUCUGCUGCUGCCCUGCACUGUCAAUUAAGUAUGCCACAUUUAUCCAGGCACAAAGGAAUAGUGCAUUUCUGGGGGUUAAAAUAGAGGGAGAUAAAAUCUCCGUCAAUGUAUUCCGUCCAAAUGCUCACCUUUACAGUCUGAUGCGAUGGCAGCUAUUUCAAACCCAUACCGUAAUUGUUGCUGCUCAGCAAAUUUUCAUAGUACAGUAACUCCACAAAAUAAAUGGAGCCAGUAGUGUGUUCCCUAUUGAACUCCAUUUGUUGUUACUAUGCACUAUAUAUUUUUUAAAAAUUUAUAACCAGUCUAGGAUAUCUGUGCUGGGAGCCACACAAAUCAAGAUGUUCAGGCUCAAUAACAGUGCAGAGUCAGGCUGCAGGCAAAAGAGUCAGUAAUGUAUUGUAUACUUCAUUCAGAAGAGGGCACUAGACUAAGAAUAAUUGACAAUAUGUUCCUGUUCCUCCUGCAAAGAUGACCCUUUCUAACCAAGUCUCUAUGGACCUGAAAACAACCUUUCAUUAAGUUUGACUUUCAAGAAAGCUAAUGAAGAGCGCAAAGGCCCUGCCUUUACUGUUCUUUUGUUUUGAGAUUAAAUAGAUUAAAGUCUAGUAAAUGAACUAAAUUGAGCUCUGCCACUCAAAAAAAGAUUUUAACCAGAUAUCAGAGAGAGCUUGAGGGACAGGGGCCCUUAAGCCUAGCUUUUCUAAUCAAUGUUGUUUUAACACUUGUGGUAACCUCUUUAAUUUUAAAAUAAUGCCAAUCAGAAAAUCUAAGCUCAAGUAUUCAACUGAAAAUGAAAUCGAUGUUGAAAUACUCUAGAGUUUAAGGCUCUGAAGUGAAAUGAAUUUUGGCCAAUUCUUAAUGACAGUCAGCAACACAGCACCACACUGCCUGAUAUUUUGGCAUCAAUUGACGCAAUGUCAAACUUUGUCUGAUAAUUGCUCCUGUGAACUGCCUCAAGGCAUUUUUCUACAGUAAAGGGGCUAAACAACUGCAAGUUGUUGGUGCUAUAAAUUGGCAAUCCCACUCCAAAGCCACAGGUUGGCUAGUAUUAAAUGGAUAAAUAGCAUUAGCGCACACCUCUCAGUUUAGCAUGGAAUAUUUUCUUUGGGCAUAGUGCAGUAAAAUGCAAUUAGCUGCACCAUUUCUGAUCUGAAGGUGCUCAUUGAAGACACUGAGGGCCUAAUGCUAAAAUGUUCCAUUACCUCAUGCUCAAAGAUUCUCUUUAUCAUCCACAUAUAAGUCACAAAAGGAAAUCCUCAGCAUUUUCUUAAAGACUUUUGUACGAUAAUCCUACUAAACUAGAUUGGUGCCAUUAGUUCUGAUUUGAACUAAGGUUUUUAGGUUGCAUGUACAAUAUUUCUGUUGUGGUAUUUUCGAGACACCAAGCAGAAUUUUAUGAUGGAACAGUUUUUAUUUUCUAACAAAACCCUAUUAUGAAAUAAGGUUCAGAUUUUAAAUGGAAUAAGGGUGAGGCUUUAGUACAGAGUAAAAACAGCUCAUAUCAUUGUUGGGGUAAAUAAUUGCAAGAGAGACGCUCUCUUGUUGAUUUUCCCUUCUUGUUCUCAGUUAGGGAAUGUCCAUUUGUGGCUCUUCACACAGCAAUACAGCUGGGACUGACCAUAGACAAUUUGAAGAUAACUGGACAGGGUCAUCACACCCUACUAUGUCAUUGCUGACUCCAGUUAGUAUAAUCUUGUGCAUUAAUUUCACUGACAGUGUGGUUAGUUUGGGAAAAGUUCCUAAACUUAGCACUACCUCUUGCCUUCUAUAGUAAGACUGUAACUAGUAACCAGGGAAAUUCUCAAAGUACCUGCAAUAUUUGGAGUGCAAUCACAAGCAGUCUUGUUCUGCUCCUACAAAAUAUAAAGGCAUACACUGUAAGAGUUAACUUAUAGCUGACAGACUGGGCAGGAAACCGGAAGGUUAGUUUCUGCAGUACACCUUGUGGACUUCAAAAAUCAGGUGCUCUGCAAAAAAAACAGUUUUGCGCCCAGAUUCUGUCACUUCUUCAUUCAGCUAGUUAGCUUACAAACGUCCCCAAAUAAUAGUGACCAGAUUUAUUUUCCCACUUUCAACAUGGUUUUCACAUGCAGACGGUGUAUUCAUAUUUUAAGAUGUGAUGGAAAUAGAAAGAAAAUUGACAAUCCGGUCACCUGCUACUGGUAACUAGUAUUACAGCCCUUAGUAUCUUUCCCGAAGUAUUGGGGUUCAUGACCCUUGAUGCUGCACUUGGGUCAAUCAAUUAAAGAAAGAAGUAAGUUCUGGAGGUAAGGCAGUCAUUUUGAGUAAAGAAACUUCCUGAUGUACCUGACAUGGCUGCACAUCAAAGUCCAAAAUGUCCUCUAUUUUCAGUAAACAAUAGCAAGCAUCUUGCUGACUGAAGGGGGAGCUAUGCAGGGCCUUGUGGGGAAGCUUUACUGCCUGUUUGAUGGUGCUUUUGACUCUAGGCCUUGCUCUCUCUGCAAAUGGGAUAUUAGUAUUAAUUCCCCCUGCAGCUCGGAUGAUGUUGAAGACUGAAGAUUGGAGUUUAGUGACCAAAUUCAAUGGGCCAUUUCUGAAAUUACUCUAUUGCGUGUGCUAUGAAACAACCAGCGCAUUGACUUCCCAUGUCUGCUAAAUCAAAUUCAUUUUGUGAAAACAGCUAUUUGCAGCAUAUCAUUCUUUCAUGGUCCUUUCAUUAGUGAGAGAUAACUGGCAAUGAGUUUAACCUGGAGGUCACCAGGUCUCAGAUGAGGUGCAAGACUGAGAAAAUGGCAGCUUUAAAGCUACCUUGGCUGGUAUGGGAACUGAACCUGUGCUUUUGGUGUCACUGUACAUUGCAAACCAUCUAGCCAGCCACUGAGCCCACCCACUUAGGCCCAAUAAAAGAAUUUCAACUGCAACAGAGCUAAAUAUUUCAAGUAUUGGAAAAGUUUAAUAUAGAUAGGCCUACAUGGUAACUUCCUUUGUAGAUAUGUCUUGAAACUUACAAUUGAAUAGGCUACAACAUAUGAAGCUAACUAUUUGAGUAGUAAUAUGUGUUGACUUUAAAAUAACAGCUGAUGUUCCUUUCUAGAAUGAACUAAAAACAAAGUAAAAACAGGGAUGACAUGAUUUUUCCUCCACCUUUAUCAAUAAUUGAGACAAAUGUUGGGUUCAAUAUAAGCAGAGCCAAAUAUGAUUGGUUAUGCAUAAUGUUUGAUCUGUUAAUCCCCAGUAGAAUUUGCGAUGUGACCAAUACAAUGAUGUCAAAAGUUGAAACAAAAUGUCACAAGUCUUCAUUAGCCUAGCAACUCAAGCAGAAUCGCACAAAAGUGAUGCAGAACAAUCAGUUUACUGUGUAAUAGCUAUCCCAAAAGCACAAAUUAAAAUGCAAAUACUCUUUCAACAUCUGUGUGAAUCUUAUGAUUUUAAUGGUUGGAAAUUGCAUUUGUUAUACAUUUGUUAUUUCUUUCCAACAAACUGUCGCUUGAACUGGCAUUGCCCUUUCAGACAGAAGAUAUAAAAUAUUUGCUUGCUCAGAUUAUGCUUAAGGGCUGGCAUGUGACUAACUUGCCAUCCUCAUAAUAGAGAGAGUAAGUUGGAUCCCAUCCCAUUACAUUCCCUGGUAAGCUUCUUGGCAUAUCGCAGACCUCAACAGUAGUUUCCUAGAAAAUCAGAUGCCGAAAACAUAUGGCUCCUAAAGACCAUUGGUUGAAGCCUGUUCUUCGGGGGAAUCCAACAACAAGAAGACAAUGAUGUCCUCUUGCAGGGAGGUGUUCGCAGGAAGAGGGAGUGGUCAGGGGGCAAGGGCAGAGAGGUGACUUUUAAAGGUUAUCCCCUUGCCAUCUUUCCUUUUCUUAUCACUGAUUGCCACUAGAUUGAGGCAUCUAGAGAUCCCUCCCAAAUCCUCCCCCACCCCACAAAGUCAUCAGUCAAGAAACCUGCCAGGGAGAUAGAUAAUCAGGGAGUUGUUGUUUGAGGCCCUUAAGUGGUCACUAGUUGACCACUUAAAGGGUCUUUAUUGCUGGCGACUUGACAAACUCUCUAAUGGAUCUUCUCACCCAGUACUUAAUUGGUUAGAUAGCAAGAGGUAGGCCACUACCACUCAAAGGCUAAUUAUUUUCUCUUCUUGUCACCUCUCUCACCAUCUGCAGAGAGGGAUGAAUUGUGCCCUAAAUGUGCAGUUUAUUGUCAUCUCCGUGACAAACUGCAGAGGUUGCAUAGUGUAUCUGUUGUGUGUUAUUUGUGACUUGGAGGAGCCGAUGUUGGACUGGGGUGGACAAAGUUAAAAAUCACACACCAGGUUAUAGUCCAACAGGUUGUUUUUUAACUAUUAUUUAGUCCAGUACAACAGGAUUUUUGAUUGAUAUCUGCACUGUCUCUUUCCACUCAAAGUAAAGCCAAGAAAAUGAGGUCAAAAUGACCAAAGGCAGAUCAGAGAAGGCCAACACUAUAAAAAUAUAUUUCUGUUUUCUGAAAAGUAAAUCAUUAUGGCACUAAGAUCAAAUGGAAACCAAGCUCCCUGCAGGGAGUGCCUGCCUGUAACUGGGUCAAUUGGUUAUGCCUUGUAGAGGGGGCGAACUAAUUUCCCUUUGUGAAUGUGGAAGAUAUUGUGAUUGAAAAGAGAGCUAUGUGAUUAAAAAGAAGCAAGUUAGAGGAUGAGAAGUCGCUUAUCGAGGCUGGGGAGCACAUUGCUGGAGUUAGUGAUUAAAGCAGAGACUAUCGUGUCAACAUUUAGGAAUGGAUUUAUUUGAUUGUUGAAGGAAAAGUGAAUAAAAGAGACUGAGGCAGGAAGGACAAAUCAGAUAAGGACAACUGAGCAUGUGUAGACUGAAUACCAAUGUGACCUGGUUUGACCUCAUUUGUUUCUUGGGAUUUCUAUCCUAAUUCUAAAGGUGGUUCAAAACAUACUUAUCUUCUGUAUCUUUAGCAGUCAAUUUAGAGAACCAUUGGUCUCAAAAGACUGACUCAGGCUGUCCAAUUUACAAAAGGAAAGGUGAUUUCUUUCUCUGUACCUUCACAAGGAAUUACCAGUUUCUCAGGAUGCUUAAGAAUAAGCAAUAAAUGCAGCCUCUCCAGCAACUCCCACUUCCCAAGAGCAAUUCUUCUCUGAGUGAAUAACUUUGAGCACUGUACUGGAGCUGUAAUUAGUUUUUCACACCAACAGCACCUUAAAUCUUAACAUCCACGCCCAUCUGCAGACUCAUGCCUGUGAGGAAGAGAACAGAGCCCUGUAUCUCUGUGUACAGCUACAGGAAUGAAUUGUUGUACAUAGUGAAUUGAGAGACAAUUUGUUCAAUAACCAGCCUUCCAAAUAACAACAUGAGCUGUGUUUAUGAAAAUACUAACAUUCUGUGCUUCCCUUCUGAGAAAAUGAAAAGCUGCUGUCAAGCAAUCUUUGUAAAUAUUGGUUUGUGGCUCAGAGACGUUAUUACAAUGUAUGUAAUACUUUCCUCCAAAGUCUCUACAAACAGGUGUGUGUUUGUGUGCGCGUGUGUGCUUUUGUGUACUUGUGCGCGUGUGUGUCUGUGUGAGAAAACUACAUUAUUGUGCCCAUUCAUACCUAAAGAUAUUACUUAUAUUUUUAUGAGUCCAACAUUUUUUUUUAAACAAUUCCAUAAAAUCCUUCUUACUAAAUUCUUUGAACCUGCCUCCCCAAGAUGACUCUUUCAAAGUUAUUAUAAUUCCAUCUUUAAGUGUAAGGAGACUUGUAAGAUUAGUGUAUGAAUUUAUGACAGAUUCCACUGUUGCGCUCUUGAGUUUAAACACUUCCUGUACAGCAAAAGCAGUGAUGUGUGUUUUGAGAGUAGCUUAACUUUAAGGAGUUGGAUGAAUUGGAUUUCUUCCAGCUGUCCUGUAAUAACUUGCAAGAGCAACAAUCCCUUUAUAUCUCUCUGGUCACUCAGCGGCUCAACUCAGGUUGGGAUGAGGCUCAGACCAUAGAAUAAAUGACAUAGAAAUUGGAUGUAGAUAACUAUGAGGGCCAGUUAUCGGUAUCCCACAUCAGGAUAAACUGGGAGGCCCUUCAGGACAAAAAAGUGCCAAUUCACAUUGUCAAACUGUACGUACAAGUUCCCUCAGGGGCAUAUGAAGGUGUUAUGAAUAUUAUAGAUGGUUAUGCUAUCCUCAGGUUAGGGUUGACUCCCAUUGUCAACCUAACACAUGAGAAAAUAAGGGUCUUUUCUGCUUCUGUUCUCUUUGAGAUCUUGGGGUUCAAUGUUGGGGAAACAGUUCAAUUCUGAUGAAGAGUCAACUCAACUCGAAAUGUUAGCUUGCUCUCCCUCCACAGAUGCUGCCUGACCUGCUGUGACUUCCAGCAUUGUUUAUGUUUUCAGUACAGAUUCCAGCAUUUGCUCCUACAAUUCCCUGUAUUAUUGUCACUCACGUUACCUUCACAUAAACAACAUAUAACAAAUAUUGAUGGCACUCCAUUGACAUAGUCUGUACAUUUCAUUCAUUCUACCAAUAGAAAAACCAGCAUUAAAGAUUUGGAGUUGGUUGUAAGAAACUGAAUAGACUUGCGCACUUUUCAAACAGUGAAUGGAAUAUCUAGCACUGGAAGGCUAUUGUUAUUUAUUUAAAACUAUUGAUAUUAAUGUUUAAUUUAAGUACGUUCACAAAAUUGUUCUUCUGGAACAAAUUUAUAGCAACUGUUCUAGUGACAAAUGGAAGCCUGACAUUGUUAUCGUUGUUUUGCAUGGGUGAACUCAAUGUAGUGCUCAAUGCUUCAAACAGAAUCACAAAUAUUUUUUAUCAUUUUUAUUGUGGUACAACAAAUCUGUUAUUUUGAAGAUUUCCUUUCUUUUGGCUGUGCCAUGAAGGACGGUGUCAUGAACAGUUUCGAUAAAUCCAGAAGCCAUUUUUGUCCCUGGUAUUUUUAGCUAUAUAUCUAUUAAUAGUUUGUAAAGAUUUAAUUAAUGUUUAAAAUUCCUUCCACUACUUUUUAUUCUAAAUGCAAUAAUUUGAUGGUGUAGCAUUGUGAAUCAGUUGCUAAAUGUUCUCAUGUUAAGUGGCAAAACCACUUACAAAUAUCAAUUGAAACUCAUGUAUCUGUAGUUAAAACUGCACUUGAUUAGUGGUUGGUCUUUAUAUAACAACCAUUUCUGUGGGACCAGUCUUGUAUAUACUUAUGUAACAUAGAGCCUAUAAACAAGAAAGAAUUAACAAAGACUUUUGAGUCAAAUGGAUAGACUUGAGAGUAUUUCCUAAGGGAGUUAUCGUAAUCACUCCUGCCAUUUCAGAAGCCUGGUGGGAAGACUGGGAGAGACGGUGGAAAAUUCUAUUCACACUGUUUCUCUGGGAUCUUAGCCACCUUAUGCUGAAAUGAGGAGAGAAGAUUGGGAAAACCCCCACAGCGAUUUUAUUCCAAAGUCCAUUCCUUGUAGCAGUGACAGGGAAACAAUCAGAAAGCCUGGUCUUCCUGAAUAAAUUGAUCUUGGUGCUUCUAGAGUACAAAGCAGAACUGACACUAGUAUUGUCAUCUGCAAUCCACCUUUCUACCUGGCAUCAGUCUAUCUGCUGGGACUAGGAAUGUUGUGAUAUCUAUUUAUUUGUGAAAGCUAGCCGUGAAUAUUUGGUUUAUUGAUUAGUCUAGAUACCUAAACUAGAUUUAAUAGGAAUCCUUAAGAGUUGGCUGACCCAUGUGUGUUACUAGGUUUCCAAUGACAAUACUCAAAGUAAAUUUAUCUUAAUCCAUGUUUUGAUAUUGGAGGGAUAAUUUCCUGACUUCCCCUCACCAGCAGUCAGUAUUAGAAACACAGCUAAUGACUCGGACAGAACAUUGUGUGAGGCCACAGUAAAGGUACUUGCCCAAUGAGGAGCUAUUGAGGAAAUAAAAGUUAAGGGGCCACAGUAAGGGGUAAAGUCGCCAUAUUCUGACCAGACCAGAAGGCUGCUUUCUCAUUGAAGAGAGACAACUGAUAGUGGUUUAAGCAUGCCUCCUUCGAGUAGAGAGAUUGAGAAGGCAAGUAUACAAAUUGGAAGGCAAGUGAUUAAGAACUCAAGGCAUGAGAAACCGCAUUGUGCAUGUGAGAUGUGAGGCUGUGAGAGUCACUUCUGAGUCUGUUGGUCAAGGUGUAAACUCUGACACUCAUUCAUAAUCCGUGUGACAGCUGAAAAAGAAAGGGGGUGGAAGGAAUGUGCUAAAGGAUAGACAAAUGCUGUCAUGUAACAGGACAAAGUGAGGACACUUUUUGACGCAGUCAGGUAACAGCCAGUUUAGCAUGGCUGGUUUCUGAGUUGGAACUUUGUGUUUCUAAGGUAUCCCCUGCCAGGAACAUGAAGUCAGGAAAUUAGCCCUAAAGUGUUGCUAUAAACCUGUUAAGAAAAGAUCAAAUUAAAUGUAAUUUCUUGUUGAAAUAAAUCAUAAUCCAGACAUAUUUUGUGGCCCUUAUGUUCUCUGUCUUCUGAAACUAUCUCAGUGAAAUAGAUUAUGCUGAAAUAAUAAUUAUCUAUAUUUUAUAUAUAUAUAUAAUAUAUAUAUGUAUAUAUAUAUAAAGGGUGGUAAUAAAAUGUUCCUUGCCAACAUGCUGCAACCUGUAAGUGGAUAACAAGAAUACUGGGCAGUAUGUUAAUGAGAAAGCCAAACCAUGAAUGAUCUGCUAUUGCAGGCAGUCAGCUCUUUGACUCUCUCUGAAGUUCAUGGGAAUCGUGUCUCCUGCUCCAGAACUGGCUUUUGAUGUGGACUCUCUCAAUAUUGAGAGGUUUAGUGGAUUCCACCUGUGCAGGAAUGAAAGAAAGAACAGUAAAUGCCCUGCACAAGCUGUUCCCUCUGUCAAAUCACUGAGUGACAGGGUUGUCAAUUCAUGAGAAACCCGACAGAUCAGAUGGGACACAUGAUGGCAAAUGUGCAGCAAAGGUUGGCGAAGAAGGACACACUAAAAGCCAUAACAUGCAUCUAUUUGUAAAGUAACUUUUUUUUAUAGUUUAGUAAAGUGUUAAUGCAGUGGCUCUGUCCCAAAGGCUGUACUUUAUAAAUUAUAUUAGAUGAUCAGGCUGCACUGGCCAUUUCCUUUCAGUAUAACCUUAAAAUGAAUUUAUUCAGUGCAAAUGUACAAUCUCCAAAUACGAAGCCAUUUCUGGCUCUAGAUGUUUUAUUUCUGGAGUUCUUUGUGCAGCCUUUUUUUAGAAAAAGAAUAUUGUACUUCCUUUCUAUAAUUUGGUAUUUAGCAAUACUCUUGGAUAUGAAAUAUAUACCAGAUCUUGAGAAGAACUGAAAAUGUAAUUUAAUAAGUGGGGAAAACUGUGCACUCACAAGAGCAAACUGAUCUGUAUUUCUUUAUGAUUUUCAAUGUUUUAUGUAUCAUUUAUAUUACUGUAAGCUUUUAUCAUUAUACUUAGUUUUAUUUUUGUGCAUUGGAUGAAACAUUAUUUGGUUUUCUAUAUUAAAACAAUAUCAUCGAUUGUCUUUCAGUUAUAAAUCAUUUUAGCUCAGGGGCAUCUUGAACAACAUGUAAGAAUAUUCCUGUUAUUUACAAAAUCUAAUAUUUUAAUAAAUAUUUUGAUUUUCUGA
This is a messenger RNA of Chiloscyllium plagiosum (whitespotted bambooshark), 11580 nucleotides long. RefSeq names its product monocarboxylate transporter 2-like. The record is from RefSeq and is a predicted model, not a curated record. Gene Ontology annotation, cellular component: basolateral plasma membrane. Gene Ontology annotation, molecular function: lactate transmembrane transporter activity. Gene Ontology annotation, biological process: plasma membrane lactate transport. NCBI's taxonomy places the organism in Eukaryota, Metazoa, Chordata, Chondrichthyes, Orectolobiformes, Hemiscylliidae.